This is a messenger RNA of Staurois parvus, 864 nucleotides long. NCBI's taxonomy places the organism in Eukaryota, Metazoa, Chordata, Amphibia, Anura, Ranidae. The record is from the annotation of a GenBank genome assembly.
AUGGGCAGAUUUAAUGUAUUGCUCUUCGUCUUUCUACUUAUCAUUUACUGUGUGACAAUAUGUGGAAACUCCUUGAUCAUCACAUUGGUGUCCUACAGCAAGAACCUCCACUCUCCCAUGUACUUUUUCCUCACUCAGCUCUCUGUUGCUGACAUCUUGUUGACCACAGAUAUUUCCCCUUUCAUGCUAAAUAUUGUACUACAUCAAGGGGCCUUCCUAUCUUUUCAUGGGUGCAUCAGUCAGCUAUAUGUUUUCAUUUUAUCCGAGGGAUUUGAAUGUUUUCUUCUGACCAUGAUGUCCUAUGACCGCUACCUAGCCAUUUGUUCUCCAUUGUAUUAUUCCUCCAUUAUGAACCAUGCGCUUUGCAUGAAAUUAAUUGUUGCCUCUUGGCUCCUAGGCUGUUUGGUUGCACUGAUUCUGGUACAUGGAAUAACCCAACUAUAUUUCUGCAGGUCAAGUAUGAUUGACCAUUUCUUUUGUGACUUUUACCCUGUGAUGGACAUUUCUUGCUCAGAUGUGUCUAGGUGUCUGAUAGAAGCCACCUUAAUGUGCAUUCUAGCAAUAAUCUUACCAUUCGUCGUGAUAGUAAUUUCAUACGUGUGUAUUGUUUUAACCAUCAUAAGGAUAUCCUCCAGUUCUGGAAGACAAAAAUCCUUUUCAACUUGUAGCUCCCACCUGACAGUUGUAUCUAUAUUUUAUGGGACUCUAAUUGCCACGUACAUCAUUCCAAAGGAAGGACAGAUGAAAAUCUUCAGUAAGACAUUGUCAUUGCUAUACACUGUGCUUACGCCAUUACUAAAUCCUUUCAUAUACAGUUUGAGAAAUGAAGACAUUAAGAAAGCUUUGAGAAAAAUUCACCUAUAA